GGCAAUGUUGUCACUCAUCUGCUAUGCUUGCUGUAUGGUGUCACGUCGCUUAACUGUGCAAUUUCCGAUCAAGUUACUCUGAGUCUCUGACAUGCACACAGAGAGUGCACAUUAAGUUGCAAAACAACGUCAAUCUUUGGAAAGAGAAAAGUAAGCGUGCGACCUUUAUCAGUUGGGAAGCACUGUUUCUUCAAUACAUGGACGAUCCCAAUUCAACGCGUUUGCUUGUUAUUGAUUCGUUCAUGAAGAUGGAGAAAGAAACACUUGAAUAUCUCUUUCGCUCGCUCUGGACAACUGAGAAAUUUAUCUAAAAUUGGUUUUCCUGCUUUCUGUGCGUCUGCCGCUUUACAUUGCUUCCUCUAAUUACGUCGCUUAUGUUGUAAUAUCUUUCACAACAUUGGGUUCCAGCUUCAUCGCAUCAUCUAGUGGUAACUAUGACAUAGACGGUGAAAGGUUGAUUCUUGAAAGACGUGGCUGUCGCGUCCUGUCUCGUAUUGCUUCAUCAACUUCUUCAUCAUUUCAGUACGGAAGCAAACUGCAAUAAUGGAGGCGAUCUCUCUCUCUCUCUCUCUCGCUUCCUCUUUUCCGUGGGGAUCACUUUCUCUUGCUUGUUUUGCACGUUUGGUGCCUACCAAGUUGCCGUUUCCGCUGUUAUGUCAAUCACCAUCGUAAAUUCGAGCUCUUUGCAUCAUCACUGGACGAUUCCAUUUUAAUCGUUAAAUCUUUGUGUGGUGUCCUCAAUCAAGGUACUGGAAGAUGGAAGUAAAAGUUGCCAAACUGUGUUCGUUGAGAUUUUUCAUUAUCAUUCCGCUCCCUUGUCAUUUCGAACCUUCAAUACUGGGCGGAGAUCAUGAUUACCAAUUUCGUGUGUCUUGUUCUUCUGUAUUUUGUAUUUAUUUGUAAAGAACAAUUCUCAGUGGGAGAGCUGAACGGUGCACCUGAAGUAAGAGGUGUAAAUUUGGGCGGAUGGUUGUUGGUGGAGGGAUGGAUAAAACCUUCACUGUUUGAUGGGAUCCCAAAUGGCGAUAUGCUUGAUGGAACCAAAGUGCAGUUCAAAUCUGUAAUGCUACAGAAGUAUAUGAGUAUCGAGAAUGGUGGUGUCUCCAAUAUCACGGUUGGCAGAGACAAUGCAUCUUCAUGGGAAACGUUUAAGUUGUGGAGGAUAUCUGAAGAGAUCUUUCAAUUCCAAACACUUCGAGGGAAAUUCCUGACAUUUGAUAAUGAAGCACUGAUUAUUUCAGCAACAGCUGAAUCAUCAACAAUGGCGGAAAACUUUCUGAUUGAAAGAUACCAGAACAAGGUCCACAUUAAGCUGCUCACAAUGCAGAUUUAUUUGCAGACUAGGUCAGUGUAUCAGCUGACAGCAUAUUAUCAGGGUGUACCAGAUUGGGGUGAUAAUGCUGCACCAUUUGAUAUGAUAAUCUUUGCAAAUGAUUUGCAUGGAGAUUACCAACUUGCUAAUGGCUAUGAGCCUGUUAAAGCUAAAUCAGUUAUAAAGCAACACCGAGAUAGCUUUGUCACACCAGAGGAUUUUAGAUUCCUAUCUCUACAUGGCAUUAAUGCUGUCAGAAUUCCUGUUGGAUGGUGGAUUGCACAAGACCCUAACCCUCCAGCUCCUUUUGUAGGUGGGACAUUGGCAGCUUUGGAUAAUGCCUUCUUAUGGGCACAGGCGUUUGGCCUAAAGUGCAUAAUUGACCUUCACGCAGCACCUGCAUCUCAAAAUGAGAUGGAACACAGUGCUAGCAGAGACGAUUCUUCAGAUUGGGCUAGUAACCCCUCGUAUAUCUCACGGAGUCUGGUAGUUAUUGAUUUUUUAUCUUCCAGGUGCUGUGUGAACAGUGUCACAUGUCCUUGAUCGGGUGGAGUAUGCUGAUUUUGGUCUAUAGAAGCAGCAACUGCUAACCAAAAGCCAAUCUUAAUCCCACUGAUUGGAUAUCUCCUGCUUGGCCCACUUGUGAGCAUCCCAAUAUUUAAAGCUCAUUUUGUUGCCUUCAUUUAUGAUUUGUAGUUGCCUGCUAAACCAUUCUGUAUGUUGACAGUUUUUGUAUGAUUUCCUGUUUGAAGACUUAUUGCUAGGUGCCACUGAUAUAGCUUUGAGGCAGAAUUAGAUGUACCAUUAUCCUUCCUUGUAAGCUGUGUAGUACUCAACUUCCAUUUCAUCCAUGAAAAAGUGCCCGCUUGUUAUGAAGCCUCGGUAAAAUCUUAAAAAUUGUAAGUUCAUGCUGAAUGUUAUCAACACACAUGCAUAAAGCUCUUUUACGGUAAUGAGGGAAGCUUGCUUGUACAUACAGAAGUAGUUUGCAGUGUUUGGGGUUUUAUUUAUGGUGAUAAUAUGCACUACCUGAUUACAUUGUCAAAUCUAGUUAUAUUAUCAAGGAUUGGAUGUGUUCAGCGAACUUAUGUAUUUACAUGUUCCAGGUAUGCCGCCCAUCCUGCUAUGUUGGGCAUUGAGCUUCUCAACGAACCUUCUGCAUCUUGAGUACCACUUGAAGUCCUGGUUUCAUAUUACUCAAAAGGCUAUCAAAUGGGGAAUGGGUGAAUGAAUGGAAUGUAACAAACAGUUCCAAGGAGCAAUACCAACCUUAUGGAAAAGCGCAAUUGCAAAUAUUAUAAUGCAGCUUCUUUUGGAUGGGCAUAUUGGACUCUCAAGUAUGUAAGAAUGCAGUGGGACUUUGAACGGAGCAUUAGAAACAAUUACCUUGAAUUUGGUAAUGAUCUUGCUCAAGGAAACACCUUGGUGUGGUACCAUUUCUAGCGGCAUCUCUCUGUUUGUGUUUGCUCUUUCAUCAAGGAUUGUAAGCAAAAAACAUCAGAACUGUCAUUUUCCAGGAGCUAUGGACAAAUGAGGAUUUUU
Nymphaea colorata (pocket water lily) is the source of this 2854-nucleotide messenger RNA. Its product is annotated as glucan 1,3-beta-glucosidase-like. Gene Ontology annotation, biological process: cell migration; actin filament bundle assembly; establishment or maintenance of cell polarity. Lineage: Eukaryota; Viridiplantae; Streptophyta; Magnoliopsida; Nymphaeales; Nymphaeaceae. The record is from RefSeq and is a predicted model, not a curated record. The transcript is spliced from 11 exons. Gene Ontology annotation, cellular component: cytoplasm; actin cytoskeleton. Gene Ontology annotation, molecular function: hydrolase activity, hydrolyzing O-glycosyl compounds; actin filament binding. The coding region runs from base 851 to 1855 and encodes 334 amino acids.